Molecule: messenger RNA, 3124 nt
Organism: Ananas comosus (pineapple)
Lineage: Eukaryota; Viridiplantae; Streptophyta; Magnoliopsida; Poales; Bromeliaceae
Exons: 2
Coding region: 227-1165 (312 amino acids)
Molecular function (GO): zinc ion binding; nucleic acid binding
Source: RefSeq, a predicted model, not a curated record
UCAACGGCUUAACGAGCAGCUGAAUGGACUGGCGGGGCUGAUGGGGUUACUGGAGUGAAUAGUACAACAGCAGGUGGCUGCUGGGACCAGCCAGGCCCCACCUUCUGCCCAGAUUUUUGGAGGGAGUACUAUCCCUCCUGAUAACGUUGCGCCACUUGCCGUGGCUGAAGUUGCUGUUGCAAUUAUUGCUGGAGCACCUCCAGUAGUCGCCGUCGAGGCCAAUCCAAUGGCCGCAACCACUGGAUUGGCUCCUCCAUCAAUUGGAUCUGCUAUUCUUGUUGCUGAAGACAAUGCCCUUGUGGCAGAGAGGGCCCGAGCUAGGGCCAAUCUGUUGAUGGAGUUUAGAAAGUUCGAUCCGCCUACUUACGGCGGAGAGAUAACCGACCCAUGGUUGGUCGUGAACUGGGUUGAUACCAUGGAAGAGUUGUUCGAGGAUCUCUUCAUCGAGGAACGGGAGAAGGUUCCGCUAGCCAUGCGUUGUCUGGAGGGCUCGGCCUACACCUGGCUGAAUGGCUUAUGGAAGACGCACGCCACCAACAGUCCUUUUCCCUCUUGGUCGGCUUUUAAGAAAUUCUUCGAGGCCUUUUUCCCUGACAGCACUAAGCACCAGCUGGAGAUCGAUCUAUACAAGCUCCGCCAAGGAAGUCGAACUGUAUUGGAGUACGAGCGGGAGUUCUCCCGCCUCGUCCACUGUAUCCCCUACGUCAUUCGGAGCGAUCGUCACAAGGCCGAGAUGUUCGCGGCGGGCAUUCGACCAGACAUCUACCAACUAGUCCAUGUGUUAAAUCUUCCAACGUAUCAAGAGGUAGUGGAUCGCGCCCUCCAUGUUGAGUAUGGGCAAACUGUAACCUGCACUAAGAGGGAAGCGAUGGACAAGGAAAAGAAGAAACGACCUUAUUCUAAAUCCGGAGAAGGAUCGUCGUGCUCCAAGAAGCCAUCCAAGCACCCCCAAUGCUAUUUUGGGGCCGAGAGCGCAUUGAUAUGCAGCCAACAACAAAGAGCACAGUCUUGUGUUAUUUGCGGCGGGUCACACAGAGUGACUUCAUGUCCCGAGGGUGCCGGCAAAUGCUACCAGUGCGGGCAAUCGGGACACGUUAAGGCCAACUGCACCGAUAGAUCGAACGUGACCCAGUUUGUUGUUUCUGCUCCUUACACUCCACAAUAGAACCCGAGAAGCACGCUUGUUGCGGCUUGUCAUCACCUUCUCUGUCAUCACCUUUUCUUCGCAUGUUGGGAGCUGCAUGUCAUCACCUUCUCUGUUGCAAUGUCAGAUCGGCUUUCCUACUUACCCAUGUAGCUAUUUGUUAUCGCUUGAAAGCUGCUCCAGUAACUAUCCCUACUUACCUAUGUAGUUAUUCAUUAUCGCUCGUAUUAUGUCGUUGAAUGAUUGUUUAGUGUUGUUUCAUUGCCGAAAUCUUCGGAGUGCCAAUGAUUGGUCGAUUCUUGUCGGAUCUGCCUGGAUGUGAUCGAAGGUGAUCGGAACUUUGUGCAGGGAGGCCUAGUUGGUUGAAUGCAGUGCCGAGCAUCAUGGGGCUGUGGCCAAAGUGGUCGAGCCUUUACCCCUGGUUGCGCAUUCGUAGUUUGUGAUCAACUUUGUUGGACGAGCCAUGGAGGCUGAAUCGAGCCCUUUACCCUGGUUGUGCAUUCGUAGUUCGUGAUGAUCAACUUUAUUGGUUGAGCCACGGAGACUGAAUCGUGCGGAGAAUGGUCCGUUCAACGGCAUAGUCGCGUUGUUGGUGUUUGAUGUUGUUAAGGACGAGUUCUGGAAGUUUGUUGCUGUCCAGAAAUGGUCGAACUUGUGUAAUACGUUUACCGCUGGUUCCGACACCGAAAUAGGUGUUUUUCUGAACCUGUUCGAGGCCAAGUUUGUGGCCAAGACCUCUGUUGUGAAACACGUUGCGUGCUGCUGUCCCAAUACUGGAAAUGGUGCGUUUUCGGGACAGUAAAGGGGCUGAAGUGAAGUUCAAAGCAUCGGGUGAAAUUUGGUGUUGAUCCGUGUGAAGUUGGCAGGAUCAACAUUCCGAAAAGCACAUAACUUGUCAUCUUGCGACCAGCUUAUGUCACAGCUAGUUGCGAUGUGUUGUUAGGCAUCAUGAGCGGUUUGGAUGCUGUAAUUAACAUGAUGGCACGUGGUUGGGGUUGUGCACGACAAGCAUGGUUGGUUCCGGCACCAAAAUGGUGCAUGAAACACUGUAAUUGAGGCCUUGCGGCUGAGUCGGAUUGUUGGGAAGUUACUGCCGUGCUUGUUGUUCGGCGGGGGUUCUUUAUAAGCGAGUUACACGUGGAUUUAACUCUUCGGGCUGAACAUUAUGCAUGUGGCUGUCAUGAGACUGGAAAGUGCAGUUUCAGGACCUUUUGGUGCCGAAUUCGGUUUUCGCGAUGUACUGUUUGUGUAUUCGGAUUCUGGGACUCAUGGGCGAGUUUUGGAGUGUCCUUGCUGGUCAAAACUCACAGCUUGUGAGUGUGGGACAGCACAAAAAACGGUGCGAUUCGGAGUCCAUUACAGACUAGUUUGGUAGCCGUAGUCUUUGCUGCCAAGUACUUGACGUGUGGCUGUACCAAUAUUUAAGAUGGAGUGUUUCGGGACAGCGAAGAGGCUGUGGUGAUGUACCUUGUAUCGGUAUAUGGUCGGUUGAAUUAUGAAAGUUGAUUUACAGAACUGAUGUUCCCAUAGCUUUGUAGUGCACUGUGGUGCGGAUUUAUAAUGUCGAUUGAUGUCAUGUAGGGACUGUUUCUGACCGGUGUAUGCCUUGGUUAGGUCGAGGUGACACCUAAAGGAUCAUGUUGUGGACUUUGGUUGAGUUGCGGACUCGUCUGUUUCGGUGCAUAGUAGGAGGGGCUUGAUUCCGGCGACUCGUUGUACCUGCAGAAAAUAUUUUUGAGCGGUGAGGCACGGAAUGCAAUGUGAGGGUGUGUUAGAUAGUUUCUGUCACAGUUGUGGACUAUUGCAACUAUGGACAAAAAAACUGUAAUAAUUGGAUGAUUUUACUUUCUCAUGUGGUUUUAACUUUGGAUUUCUUGUGGUAUAUUUGUGGUUUUGGUCUUGUUAGAUAGCGAUCGAAUAAUCGGUGUUUUCUUGUUGGAUUUUCCUUCAGAUUAUCUUUUGGAUUAUGAUUUUUUGGUA